AUGUUGAUUACAGAUAGUUCAAUGGGGUGCAACGUGAACGCGCAGACGAACGUCCAGAAUGAAUACCUGUUAGCUGUUAAUACGCUGGCUUCCAUAUCUCAAAGAAGGUUUUUGAAUGUCUGGAUGGCCUUCGAACCGAUUUUUAAGCUAACAACUUGGGGCAGACAGCACGAUCGUGCUCUGAAUAUUGUACACGGAUUUGUGAACAAGAUAAUAGUUGAAAGAAAGUUGGAGUGGAAGUCGAAGAAAGCGGAGGUUGUGCAAGAGAAGAUGCAGAAACGUCAGGCGCUGUUGGAUUUACUGUUGGAAAUGUCAAACGAUGGGAAAACUCUGUCUGAUAACGAUAUUAGAGACGAGGUGAACACAUUCAUGUUCGCGGGACAUGACACGACGGCCACCAGCGUGUCCUGGGUACUUUACGCCCUCGGUCGACACCCCGAGUACCAAGAGAAAAUUCUGAAUGAAUUUUCUGAAAUGAUAGGACGGAAGAAACUAAGCCUGGAUUUAGUGAACAAACUGAGCUGGCUGGAAGCAUGCAUUAAAGAGUCCUGGCGACUUUAUCCUGUCACUCCAUUAAUUGCUAGGCAGAUUUAUCAUCCCAUCACCAUUUUGAAGAAAGAGAUCCCAGUUGGAUCCACCGUUCUGAUCAACUCGUUCCUGCUCCACCGCGACUCGCGCUAUUUCCCUGAGCCGGAGGUCUUUAAACCUGAACGUUUCCUACCGAAUGGUAGCAGGUAUCCGUCUUACGCGUUCAUCCCAUUCAGCGCUGGUUCCCGGAACUGUAUCGGCUGGAGGUUCGCCACGAUGAUCGUGAAAAUCAUUGUUUUGCACGUCCUUCGAAGCUUUACAGUGGAAUCAGUGGAGAGGGAAGGGGAUCUAAGGUUCAUCUGCGAGCUGGUGCUACACAAUGCUGCCGGGGUGAAGUUGAAAAUCGUCCCAAGAUCAUCGAAAGACGACUAACUGAAGUUAAUCUCAUACGGAGAAUAAUAUUUAAUAACAAAAACUAUAAUAAAGAUUUUUCUACGACCAUUAGAGAACAGCAACUUCUCAAAUUCUUCUGUCUCCUUCUAUAUCACUCUUCUAUCAAAAUAAAUAAAAGUACAAAUAAACUGUACUAUUAGUAUAUUAUUAAUAUUAAUAUUUGUUAGGGAUGGUUGCCAUAACCGAGAGCCAGAAGGUGAGAAUCAGCUCUUUAAGGACGUUUGUUAGAGAUUUUGAAAAUGUUGAAAAAUUCUGAAAAAAUUAUAUGUUAUUCUUGAAAUAGAAAAAAUGAACUGUUAUCUUUUUCAGAAUUUUCUACCGUUUUAUUAUUAAGAAAAAUGAAUGAGAAUAUUAGAAAUUUAACAUGCAUUCUUAUGGAGACCAAAGUUUAUUAUAAGAAAUAAGUACUUUUUAAAUGUACAAAUACAAAAUAAAUGUUAUCAUCGGAUAAAUUAACAU
Messenger RNA from Ceratina calcarata, 1440 nucleotides. RefSeq names its product cytochrome P450 4c3. Gene Ontology annotation, molecular function: heme binding; iron ion binding; oxidoreductase activity, acting on paired donors, with incorporation or reduction of molecular oxygen. The record is from RefSeq and is a predicted model, not a curated record. The coding region runs from base 1 to 960 and encodes 319 amino acids. Lineage: Eukaryota; Metazoa; Arthropoda; Insecta; Hymenoptera; Apidae. The transcript is spliced from 6 exons.